UAAACCCAAAUCCAAAUGUUCAUCGUUCCCAAAUGUUCUUCUUCUUCCCCUCAAUCACUAAAACUUUGAGAUUUCUCAUUUACACCACUAAACCCACCACACCUAUAAUUUUUUUGCUUCAUCAUGUUUUGUGUUUUUGAUUUUGGGUCACCGCUUAUGAUGACAAGGCUUGGGAUUAAACAAAAUCCUUGGCUCUGUGAAGCCUCUUCUUUGAUUCCCGGUAACGAGAAUUGUUGGGAUUCUUAUAAAAGGAUUAUACUCCUCUAUCUUUGGGAGAUUAUAUUCGUCUAUCUGUUUCUCUCUCUCGCACCCAUUUGACUCAUUCUGUUAAUUCCACUCACCAUCCUCUGAAAAUCAUCUCCCUUCUCUAAUGGAGAUCAAAGGUUUAACUGUGUGUUCUAACUCCACCCUUUACAUCUUGUAUGAAUGGAUUGAUUGAUUUAAUAUCAGAUGCUUACUGAUUGCAAACAACCACUCCUUCAACUUCAACCAAGACAACUACCUAAAAUGUCAAUCUCUUCAACAACAUUCAAACCUUCUCUUUCUAGAACAUACAGACCUGUUUCAUUGAGACGUGAGAGUCAAAUUUUGAAACCAUUGAAUAGUGUCUUGAGCAAGCAAGGGGAAAUCUUCAGCUCAACCAGUACUAUCUGGAGCAACCAAAUGGAAUUCUUCAAAGCAGCCAGCACUGUUAUUGGAGUGUUUGGAUCGGUUUUUUCUGUUGUAUCAGCUCUGUACUCUCUUGCUGUUGUGUAUAAAGAAGGUGAUAUUAUUGAGUUGCCAAUCAAUGGUGUGGUCACUAUCUGUUAUGUUCAUAGCAUUGGGGUCUUUAAUACAAAUGUUCAGUUGCAGUCUGGUGGAGGAUGGUACAAGAUUAAACAUUUCAAUGGGGACAUUAAAACAGUUUGUAAUCUUACUCGAGUGGAUGGUGCUCUGAAGUUUUAUCGGAUUUAUGUUGAUUUUGAAAUUGACAAGAAUUCACCAUUAAAGGAGAUCAAACAAAAGAUUAAGUAUAUAAUCAGCAAGGAGGAGUAUGUACAAGACCUAUCAGUAUCAUUACUUACUGAGAAGAAGAUUGGUGUCUCUUGCCAUGUACCAUUAUCGAAGCUCAAAACUCCUCGUUUUGAGAGCUAUCUUGAAAUUCGGGACGACAUAAUCUCAGCAGUUGGAGGAUCUUUCCGUUCCAGCAGCCCUCCCAUCUGAAUUCUUCAAAUUUUUGAAAAUUUCUUAGUGAAUGUGAUGUGCUGCAAUGCCAUCUCUGUAAAAUUGCAAAUAGUUGUGGAUAUAAACUCUCUUCGGAUUUGUAAUAAUAAUAAAUAGUAUGUUCUUUUGAUUGUUA
This is a messenger RNA of Papaver somniferum (opium poppy), 1339 nucleotides long. RefSeq lists its product as uncharacterized. The record is from RefSeq and is a predicted model, not a curated record. Lineage: Eukaryota; Viridiplantae; Streptophyta; Magnoliopsida; Ranunculales; Papaveraceae. Bases 451 to 1203 code for a protein of 250 amino acids. The transcript is spliced from 4 exons.